This is a messenger RNA of Aspergillus saccharolyticus JOP 1030-1, 1270 nucleotides long. Its product is annotated as YdcF family protein. Bases 50 to 865 code for a protein of 271 amino acids. NCBI's taxonomy places the organism in Eukaryota, Fungi, Ascomycota, Eurotiomycetes, Eurotiales, Aspergillaceae. Gene Ontology annotation, cellular component: plasma membrane. The record is from RefSeq and is a predicted model, not a curated record. The transcript has a single exon.
AGUCAGUGCAAAGCUAGAGAGCGCUCACCAAAUCAAGCAAACAGAAACGAUGGCAUCAAUCGAUCCUCACAGCAUCAAUCUGAUUUCCGCCUUCCUCGCCCAUGAGCAACUCCCUGCAGCACAGCCGCCCCCCCAGGCAGUUGACUGCAUUGUGAUCUGCGUGUCCGCCAUCCUCCACCAGGCCGAGGCUGUCUUCGCAUUCCUCGCCGCUAACCCGCACGCCACCAAGACCCUCGUCUUCUGCGGCGGAAUUGGCCAUUCCACCCCUUACCUAUAUGAGGCGGUGUCAAAACACCCCAAGUAUGGCCAUCUGUCUCCGAUCAUUCAAGGCCAGCCGGAAGCCCGCGUGCUCCACAUGAUCUUCACCAGAUGUUUUGAGGCCGUGGCCUCGGACUUCCGGAAGGCUGGGGGCAAUCUUCUGAUCGAGGACCAGUCCACCAAUUGUGGGCAAAAUGCGAUACAGACGAAACACCUGCUGGAAGACAAUGCCAUCCCGGCACCCAAUUCCGUAAUCAUCGUCCAGGAUCCCACCAUGGCCCGAAGGACGAUUGCCUCAUUCGUCAAGGCCUUUGCGCCGAUGACCCCGGAUUUGUUGAGCUGGCCAAUCAUAGUGCCCCGCGUUCGGUUGCGGGAACAUAAUGAGCUGGUUUACGAUGUAGAAGGAAUCUCUGCGGAAAGUCUAUGGAGUAUACCUCGCUUUUUAGGACUGUUGAUGGGCGAAAUCCCGCGGUUGAGAGAUGAUGAGCAUGGCUAUGGGCCUCAGGGCAAAGGGUUCAUUGAACACAUCGACAUCCCUCAGGACAUUGAGCAGGCGUUUCAGGGCUUGGAAAACGGGAUACUAGGGUCGGAACUAGCAAAACGAUGAGUUCGAUUGGUUAGAACUUGCUCCCUAUAAUGUCUUCAGAUUUUUUUCGACUCUGCAGAGUAUAGUUGUGCCGGAGUAUCUAUCUAUCUGAGGCCGAGCGCCCUUGAUUAUGACGCCGAUUAAACGAAGCAUAGCUCGGUUAUACCAAUGCGAGAGACGAACGGCCAACGUGAUAUCUCAAUCCAGGCCUUAGGAGAGUUAGUGCCGAGAAUGUGAUGCCGGCCGUCUUGGUAGGGCCUGAGCGCUGGGAUGCGACACAACCACCCGCACGUACUGCCCAAUCGGUGGUCACUCACCCGAUCGUUGCACCUGAGUAAUGUCUUCUCUCCUGGUCGCGUCGAAAUAUCCCGGACGUUCGGGGCAGAAGCUUUAUGAUGAUUGCUUGUUGCACGAAGACCCCGCCGC